This is a messenger RNA of Drosophila navojoa, 1252 nucleotides long. RefSeq lists its product as uncharacterized. The record is from RefSeq and is a predicted model, not a curated record. NCBI's taxonomy places the organism in Eukaryota, Metazoa, Arthropoda, Insecta, Diptera, Drosophilidae.
GCCGAAGAAAAAACUGUUCGAACUCAAAGAGGCAAAGAGCGGGCGUAUACGUAAUGCAACGUAUACGCAAUAUGCUCUUAACGCGCGCCGAAUGCGAGCAGAUCUUAAAGAACAUGUUGAAUGCAACAGAAGAGCUGUGGCAACUAUUGGACUAUCGACUGGAAAGGGAUACAACAGCUGUGGGCUAUCUGGGAGAUUAUUAUACGCUGACACUGAGCUAUUGCACUGCUGACCCAAAAAAUGUUCAAACUCGCCAACUUUUUGUUAAAGCGCUGCCACAGCUCAGCGAUGAGAUGGAAAAAGAGGCAAUUUUUCGCAAAGAGGCGUGGCUAUAUGAUAACCUGCUCACAUACAUGCAAGAAUAUUCCAAUGUCAAAUGGAGCGCCAAAUGUCUUUACACUCGACCAGAUCUCAUUGUGCUGGAGAACAUCAAGCUAGCUGGCUAUCGAGCUGCUGCAGAGAAGCUGCUGAGCGAGACGCAGCUGCAACAAUUGCUACGCAGCAUGGCUGCAUUUCAUGCGUCCAGUUUGGUUUACGAGCAGCGCCAGAACUUUAAUAUUGGACGCGAGUGUAGCGAACGAUUGCAGGAGAUUACAGUCGCAUCCAAUAUAGCCUGGUUUACCACUGGGAUCUCCGCGGUGCUCGCUGUGAUUAAGAGUCUGCCACAGUAUCAGGCGAACAGUUGGAUCGAUCAACAGUUGGCCAAGAUGGUGGAGCGAGUUUAUGAACAGGUUUCACCCUCGACGAAAUAUCGGAAUGUGCUCUGCCAUCGUGAUCUAUGGGCGGGCAAUGUUUUCUUUCCAGCUGAUCCACAGGAUGCAGCUAUACUAGUUGACUAUCAGACCUGUCGCUACAGUCCACCAGCUGUCGAUUUGUGCUUCUGUCUGUACUUAAAUCUAACAAGCACCGAGCGACAGCGCCUCGAAUCGAAAAGCCUUGAUUUCUAUUACAAUUGGCUGCAGCAGAGCUUGCAGCAGUUUGGCUUGCAAUCAGACGAAAUAAUAUCCAAAGAGGAACUGCUGCAGUCCUACGAAAAGUUUCGUCUCUUUGCUACGGUCUACAGUGCUGUGGCGUCCACAAUUAUCAAGGUGCCUCCCGCAUUCGUGACGAACGAAUUCAAAUACAUAGAUCGCAGCGCUGCUAUAAUGAAACAUAUGCGAGAGAAUGCAGUAUUCAGAGACGAAAUGGAAAAGUGUUGUAUAGAAGUCGUUGAGAUUGCUAUGGAUAAUUUAUAGCUGCCUCUCUCUCUCUC